Molecule: messenger RNA, 7924 nt
Organism: Rhipicephalus microplus (southern cattle tick)
Lineage: Eukaryota; Metazoa; Arthropoda; Arachnida; Ixodida; Ixodidae
Product: protein kinase C iota type-like
Biological process (GO): protein phosphorylation; establishment or maintenance of cell polarity
Molecular function (GO): protein serine/threonine kinase activity; ATP binding; protein binding
Source: RefSeq, a predicted model, not a curated record
UUCAGAUGCUAUGCGCAGGGUGUUUCCGCUUCCGUUUCUGGUACAACCCAGCAUGGCGGCGGUGGAAUUUCUGCUUUGACUCAUUGGCGAGUGCUUGUGCAGCAAGAUUGGCGAGAUGCCUGAACGGUUGAAGGCUGUGAAAUCGCGGACGCGCUGUCCGCGACGUUAGUUGGGGCCCAAGUUCGUGAAAAUCGCGAUCCUCUAUGAGCAAGUCGCCGCGCGCUUCUCCCGCGAGUUGACCACCGCACAGGACAUCGUCGAUCUGGCGAAUUAAUUCGGCCUCCAACAUGACUGACGGCGAAGGCAACGAAAUUCGUGUCAAGACGGCCUACAAUGGGGAGAUCAUGGUCAUGUACAUCGACCCAUCCAUCGCCCUCGAAAAGCUCUGCAAAGAGAUGCGCGACAUCUGCAAAUUCAACGAGGAGCAGCCAUUCACCAUGAAGUGGGUCGACGAAGAAGGUGAUCCAUGCACCAUAUCAUCACAGGAGGAACUGAACGAAGCCAUCCGCCUUUACGAAGUCAACAAGGACUCGGAGCUCACCAUACACGUUUUUCCUAAUGUCCCCGUGGCUCCUGGUAUGCCCUGUGCUGGAGAGGAUAAGAGCAUCUACAGAAGAGGGGCUCGACGGUGGCGCAAGCUUUAUCGUGUCAACGGCCACAUCUUCCAGGCGAAGCGUUUCAACCGGCGUGCGUUCUGCACCUUCUGCCUGGACCGCAUCUGGGGGCUGGGCAGGCAGGGCUUCAAGUGCAUCAACUGCAAACUCAUGGUGCACAAGAAGUGUCACAAGCUCAUCAAGCUGGCUUGCUCGGGACCUCUCAAAAAUGACCAGGACCAGUUUGCUGAGUCGUCUGCCCCCACCACGCCAGCACCAUCGAGGACGAGCGACACAACAAAUGGGGGCGAGGUCAACGGUACGAGUUUGACCAGAGCUGGAACUCCAAGGCACAAGACUCAUCACAGGGCAGGCUCGGCCAUUGAGACAACCACUGACUCUGCCGCCGGCCAGCUGGGCCAAGAAAUUGAUGACCAAGUUUUGGGAGGCGUGGAAUCCGGUGGCGACUCGUGUCAGUAUGGUCUGAAGGACUUUGAUCUGAUCCGUGUGAUUGGCCGUGGCUCCUACGCCAAGGUGCUUAUGGUUGAGCUCAAGAAGACCAACCGGAUUUACGCCAUGAAAAUCAUCAAGAAGGAGCUUGUCACCGAUGAUGAGGACAUCGACUGGAUCCAGACCGAAAAGCAUGUCUUUGAAACAGCAUCCAACUACCCGUUCCUCGUGGGCCUGCACUCCUGCUUCCAGACAGAAAGCAGGUUGUUCUUUGUGAUCGAGUUUGUGCGGGGUGGCGACCUGAUGUUCCACAUGCAGCGGCAGCGUCGCCUGCCGGAAGAGCAUGCCCGCUUCUAUUCGGCUGAAAUCUCCCUUGCCCUGAACUUCCUGCACGAACGGGGCAUCAUUUAUCGGGACUUGAAAUUGGACAAUGUCUUGUUGGACCAUGAGGGCCAUAUCAAGUUGACCGACUAUGGCAUGUGCAAGGAGGGCAUUCGUCCUGGUGACACGACAAGCACAUUUUGCGGGACACCCAACUACAUUGCCCCUGAAAUCCUCCGAGGGGAAGACUACGACUUCAGCGUAGACUGGUGGGCGCUGGGUGUGCUCCUGUAUGAAAUGCUGGCGGGCCACUCUCCGUUCGACAUCAUGGGCACCAGCGAGAAUCCCGACGAGAACACCGAAGAUUUCCUCUUCCAGGCAAUCCUCGAGAAGACGAUCCGUAUUCCACGCUCUAUUUCCGUCAAGGCUCAGUCUGUGCUCAAAGGGUUCUUGAACAAGAACCCUGUUGAGAGGCUAGGUUGUCACCCGACCACAGGCUUCAGCGACAUCAUGUCGCAUGCAUUCUUCAAGAGCAUCAAUUGGGAGCAGCUGGAGGGAAAACAGGUGACUCCGCCAUACAAGCCCAAGCUUGGCACGGAGCGCGACUUUGAGCACUUUGACCCGCAGUUCACGAGCGAGCCCGUGCAGCUGACUCCCGAUGAUACGAGACUCAUCUCGAAGAUUGACCAGUCGGAGUUCGAGGGCUUCGAGUACGUCAACCCGCUACUGAUGUCGCUGGAGGAUUGCGUGUAGCUGUUUCCUGUAUUAUCUCCUUUUCUCGUUUCUUGUUUCCUUACGGCUCGCAUCCCAAAGGAGAGCCGAGGGCCUGUUGCGCGCCUUUUUCUCACGAUUGCGCGUGCGAGCUUCGGGGCCCGUACGGGCAGACCAAAAACGGGGCCAAGCCAGCUCAUUAGGCAUUCCUGCUCAUUUUUCGAGGUCCAGCCUAGGGAAGUCACUGAAUGUCGUGACUGUUUUUGAGAGGCGCUGACCUCAGUGUCGACGCCAUAAGGCAGAUGUCUCUCGGGUACUUGACCACAGGAUUGGGCUGGCUUCUGCCUUCUGUGGACCACACACACCCCCCAGAAGAGGCCUUCUUUUUUAAAAUUAGUCCGUGAUAGUUUCUCCGCGCAGAUUUUAUCGCGAGCAAGUGUCGAUGCAUGGGCACUGCGUUAGUUUCGCUUGGGGCAAGCUUUUCCUCGAGCUUGUUGGUGCGCGUGCAUUACAAGUUGUGGCCUUCCGCUGCCGUCGUUGCUGUGUGGUGGAGAAGUGCUCGUCGUGAGGCUUAGUGUGCCGGUGCAGAUAGCACAGAAUUUUAUUUGCAGAGCCAUUUCCCAUUAGUUGUUAAGCGAGACACAUUUCUUUUCCUAUGAUACUUAAGGAUCAUUAAGCUACGCUGUGUUGUCAGUAGAGCUAGAGAGCUUCCUUUGCAUUCUUCAAUUCCCUGUUUUGCGCUGGAAAGAGCAGUCAACAAAUUAUUUCCACAAGUGUGAAACCGUUUUCAAAGUAGUUUGUUCUCACUGAACGCUUAAGGACAUGAACAGCGUGUGGUUGUCUCAGCUUGAUAUUGUCGAGACAUUGAUGCCAGAUUUCCUGCUCGCCGAAAGAGGCCACCAUAGUGUGAGCAUAUGAGAGGCGGUAGUCCCUCCAGUGGCAAACGUCCCUAUUGCCAAGUAGCACUUUCUAUUAGGUUGUUGUGUGCACAUAAGAGAAUCAUCGCGGUGCAGCUCCACCUGCCACGGCAUCCUUCUGGGGGUCUAGUUUUUGAGUCGUCGAGUAGAACCCCGGUGCUGCCGUGUUUUAUCAUAGUAUUAGGCGUUCUUUUUCUUCCCUCUCGUCCCUGACACGCCAGGGACCGACCUGCAUAAUAUUCGCAUUCCAUCUAUCACUGUGAACACGUGUAGUUGUCUCUCUUCACCGCCAAAUUGGACCAGUGCAGUCAGCGCCACGGACUUUCUUCCACGUUUCUAAGCCCGCUUUCCUGUGAUGUUGUGUGCCAGCGCAAAGUCGUCACCGGUGAGAGCGGUUGUAGGUUUGACUGCCCAGUUUAGUACUUUGUUACACUUGUGUAUUGACGUUUGCUGAGCAAGAAGUAGGCUGAAGUUUAGUGUAUAUCAUUCCUAAGAAGAUUGCAAUCUUAUCAACGUAAUUUCGCUUCGCAAACACCGUAGUGGUGCGUUUAUUCUCAUUUCUUUUCUCAAACACUGUAUGGCCCAUGUAGUGUUACCUACUCGAAUAUUCAAGGCACGCACUUUGACAACACUUGCAUGCCUUAGGGCACGUUUCGGUCGCAACGUCGAGAGUCACAGGCUUGCAUGCCUUUCCCGGCUUUGAUUCCACACUUUUGCUACUUCAAUGUCACGAACAGCUUGUGCGUUAUCCACGUGGCAUUGAAUAUUUGACAGGAAAGUAGCGAAUGCAUAGUUCUCGAAAAACGAAACGCAGGCAGGCGAGGUGGCAGUCUGCUGUUCGGACAAAAAACGAAACCUGAAAAGGUGUAGGUGCUCUUGAAGUGCUGUGUACUACCACUACUUUGUAGAGUAUCAAGAGUGAUGUUACACUCUAAGGGGUGUUACGUGUUUAUUAAGGGUGCAGCAAGAUGAACUUAGCUGGACAAAAAGCAUGCCAAUCGAAACUUCGUUCUCGUUCCUGAGGAUUAGACUGGGGCUGUUGGCGACCAGAAGAAGCAGCCAGUAAGGCAGCUCGUUUGCUCAUCGUUAGCAGCAGAUGACAAUGCCCUCCUGUCGUAGCAUUGAGUAAUGGUGGUGCCACUUCUCUAGGUUUCUCAUUGAAGGUGUUAGAACAGUGGAUACGAAUCGUUAUCCAAUCUAGUACAAGUUUGUGAGCAGCUUACAGUGUCGUUUGCAGUCAUCACAGUUGGGUCAAAGAAAAAUAGGUGCAGCUUAGUCGGCAGAUAUUGUGGCACAUUUGUAAUUAGGAUUCCACUAGCAGGUACUUGAGAUGUGAUAGUAACGUGGCACCUUUAUGGCCUUUGCUAGCUUUUAGUGACCUGAUCUUACCAGUCGUACUGAAUUCAAGCGUAACGUUUACAGUGAUCUGUUUUAGGUGUAAGUUUGAGUCUUACCAUACAGAAAGAGGAGAGGAUGGCAUUUCUUCAAUCGGCAGCCUUUAGUGGGCUGCUUUGAUAUGAGUGACGCAUUUAUCAAAACCGUUUACAUCGAGUGCUAGGCCACUUUUUUGAAGACUUUUUAGAGACCGUUCCUGCCAUCUGCACUUCAAACAUGCUACAUUGUGACCCUCGUCAGCACUUCUCAUAUAUGUGAAAGCUAAGCAGACAGAGUCUUCUCAAAGUUGGCAAGUAUAUAAGGUCAUUCCUUUUUCGUAGCCUUUUUUUUUUUUUAAUUGCAAAUUUUCGAGUUCUCGUUUUAUUUGGUGCUGCCACCUUGAAUGUACUAGUUGUGUAAGCGUGCACAGGGCUCCAGUCAUAUUCGCGAUCGAUCAAGUUGCUUCCUUUUAAGAUUGUUACCGACUGCGUCUUACUUUGUUGCGGCAAGUGGUGCAACUAUUUAUUUUCAUUUCUCUUUCUUUUCCUUUGCAUUGGCCUGAGUAACAUUAGGUACGUUAGGACUUUCGACGAAUGAUUGUCUCGCACAUUCCUGUCCCCAAUGUCACUUUGAGAGAAUGCUUAUGUGAUGUGUAAAGUACUAUGUAGACAUGUGAUGCAGCCUUCUCAAGAGGGCACCGCGAUAAGCUUUGUUAUCUCUGAACCAGUAUGUGGGGAUGUUAUCACAGGGUAACACAGUGGAGCCAGAAAGAAAGUGUAAAAAUCUUUAUCACUGCUGUUCUUUGAUCGGAUAGCUUUAAUUGUUUCGGAACUUGGAAAUAAAAGUGUGAACCCUUGUGGCUUACUGCUGUCACUAUGACCAGCGCACUUGUUAGUGUGUUCAGUUUUACUUUUGUUUCACUCGCGGUACUGAUUUGGGACGUCCCAACAUUCAUUGGAAGUGGGUGUUAAGCAUAUGUUGUGUACAGCAGCGCCUGUUAGUUCUCUUUCAAAUUCAGUGUUCUUCCCCGCUGCUUGCCUUUUCGGAUGCUGGACAGGCAAAGAAAAGCGAUUCGAAACUGAGGCUCCUCGUUAGAUACAUUCAUUCUGCUGUUGUGAUGAACUCUUCUCAUUGAAGAUGACUUGUUGAAUUGUGAGCGUAUGUACACAACAAAGCAUGCGACGCGAAAUGUUUCGUCAGCGUGAUUGAGCCUUAUUUUCUUUUGUCAACCGCAAAGUAUUUAUAUGACUGUAAUGCAUCACAUCGCAUUUUUUAUUGUGUUGUAUGGUUUGUGAUUAUUACGUGUCAUUCGACGCUGUUUUGCUCAUUGUAAUUUUACCUUGUUGUUUUUUCUGAUUGUGCACGUACAUGUAUUGCAAUUUGGACAGAGGUCACUGAGCUGCAGUUAUGCUGUUACUCUACCGUGGGCACUUGAUUAUGAUUGAUAUUUUUUUAUGUUGUAAGCUUUUAUACUUCUUUUUUCGAGCUCAAUUUCUUAACACCUUGUGACAGUACUCAGUUUCGCAGACGCUCCUGUUGCCUUUUUCUUUCUUUCUCGAUCUACGAGUUGUGCUAAUGUGACCAGCUGCAUGUUUUGUUUUUAACAAUUCACUACAUUGUUGGUAUUUGUGACAUUUUUUGUGCAUACACGCUUUCGCUUGUCACAGAGGCUGCAUUUUGUUGCAUGUUCUUUGUUGUACAGAAGUUUUGCCAUGUUUUUGUAACCCUUUUUAAAUAUAUAUAUAUAUGUAUUAUAUAUUAUACGUACACGUAAUCAAGCGUGACGUGCAAGAUAAGUCGCCUCGACAGCUCUUCGAAAGUAAUUGCUUUUGGACACUCGUGAAGUGGACCCUCUGCGACCCUUACCAUACACGCGUCAGCAUUUUUACAGUGAAUGAGAAAGGCAUAUGAAAUAGUAUUUAUACUGUUUUCCAGUCACAGAAGCAGUGAGAACUCCUAGUGUACGAGGCAAGGCAAGAAACAAUGACGCAGUUGUAGCCACUGCUGUGCUUUAUUUGCAGGAGUGACUGCUAUAUGAACCCAAGCACACGAGAAUAUUACUUGGUGGCAAACGGUGACCAUCUUUUUGUUCUCGGUUCUCGUCUCUGUGGCCAGACACUUAGUUCACUGCACCCGUUUAGCGAUGUAAAAUGCAACAUUGCGUUCAGGUUUCAGUAAAAUUAGCGCUAUAACAUGCAAGAUUGUUGUACGUCUGGCUGUUCUCCUCCUUAAUGAAGCAUAGUUCUGACUGCACAGGCCGUGUUAUCUGCUUUGCCUCUCUCAUAACCUACCUUGCGUUUGUGCUGGCAUUGCGAACCCACUCGGCCAUGAUCUAUCAACCUGUCAAAACUACCAAUCUUCUUGUACCUUUGUUUUUUCGCAGUGUUCAGUGGAAAGGAAAUAUGAUGGUGUAGCUCUCUACUGACAAAGAAAUAGUUUGGUUCGGGAACUUCUUGUAAUAGUCUGGGCUGUCGAUGAGUUAUAUUCAACAGCAAAAUUCUUUAAGGUAUAGUUUUAUUCUCGAGAAGGUGUUGCUUGCAUUGGGUGUGUAUAAUAUUAGUAAAAGUGUUUAACACCCUUAAAGCUUUAGCAAGAAAAUUUUGACAGCAUUCUGUGAAUGUAUGUGCACUACAUUUCUGUCUGCAGUGCAACGGAUUGAAGGGCACCUUGCAAGAUUUCAAGCGUCCUUGCUUAAAUUGAUGCACGUGUUCCAGAUAUUCCAGAGUUGUAUUUAAAGUGAUGCUGAGCAGUAUACAAUGUACUUGAGGCAACCUGUAAAUUAUGUUGAAACACUGACUCGUACUCAUGUCAUAGGUGCACUGGUUAUGCUAUAUGUUUGAGCAGAGAUGGCUUGAUAGGUUAAAUCUUUUAAUUUUUCGUGAAAGCUGCAGGUGAACUUGCAUCAACUAGCUAAAUGUACAAAGUGAGGCGUUUUCACGCUCUGCUGAAUACCUUGUGCACUUUCAUGCCACAGUUGACUUUGGACUUUUCAACCAUAACCUUUUGUGCGUAUGUGCAGCAAACAAAGUGACGUCCCUCCAUGGGCUUCAGUCGCGAAGAUGUGGCAACAAUUCACUGAAUUGUCUUUCUUUUCUUGGCCUUCAAGGCAUCACAUAGCGUGAGCACUGCUGUUUGGCGAUAAUGAAUUACUGACACAGAGGCCUUUUCUUGUCCUUUGUAACUCCCGUAUACUUGGCGUUUUCCAUUUUAUUGACAGAUUUUUUCGCGCGUGUUAUCUGUAUACUUACAGCGAAACACGUGCUCAUCAAAGUGAGCGCAAGUACGACCGCGUGCCUCUUCCACGCUGACUUACGUCUCCGUUCGCAUUAAAGUUUUCCCGGCGCUUUGCAGAUGUAAUCACUGUCGCGAUGUCAGCCCGCCUCAUGAUUAUGCAUAUCUGUCGCUGUUUGCCAUUUUGAAAAGUUGCAUGUGACGUGGCAUUUCACGACAUGCGCAUGUUGAUCCUGCUGCUGUGUAGUUGUUCACACUAAUGCUAUAAAGCUGUACUCACCGUGAAAUAAAGAAAAAAAGUAUUGUACAGAGGUGAUCAUAGCAGAA